UUAUAUAAAACUUGUUUUUUUUUGUUAUUUUAAUUUUACUUACAAAAAUAACAAUGAACAGAAAAAUUCUCUACACCACAAAAGAAUUUUCUACAGGGAAGACACGCGGCAUUGCUCAAUCCAAUAAAUACAGCUCGGAUCGGUUCGGUAUCCACACACUUUGUUAUUGUUGACAAAAGCCAGUACUCACAUCCUACAUUUACGUAUAUACACACAAACAUUCAUAUCCAUAUUUAUAUUGCAAAUAAGUAUUCACAGAGAACACACAACAUUUUUUCUUUGACGCUCUCUGGUAUUCACGAGUCUUUCUCACUCUCGCAUUCGUAUCAACACUAUCCGUUGGUAAUUGCGUUUAUCGCGUCGACUGCGAGUUCGCUGACAUCGAAAAUAACGCACUGCCCGCAGUAUUGUCGCGCACUGCAACGAAGAUGGAGGAUUUUAUAGACGAAAUACGCAAAAGAGAAUUUUUAUGGGAUAAGAAAAAAAUACCAUUGGGUAAGAAGCAGCAAAAAAUAACCGAUAAGCUUUGGCAAGAAGUAGCGGACGCUUGUAAAAUAUCAAAGAACACAGCCAAAAUUAAGUGGCGAAGCUUACGCGAUCAAUUCUUAAAGGAAUUAAAAAAGGUGCCAGUCUAUACUAGCGGCGAUAAUUAUUACAUUGAUGAGCGCGAAAAACCGAAAUGGACACAUUUUAACAAUUUAAUCUUCUUGCUAAACACACACACCCCACGCAAACAAGUAAUCGAUAUUAAACCAGAAUCGAUAAUUGAUAUACGCUCCUCCGAUUCGGUUAAUAGCUGGGAUGAUAGCAAAAGUCAAAUCGAAGAUGUUUCACCCACCCUGGAGACGUCUGAAACUGCCGACACAUACAAUCAUUUUCAAAGCAUUCGUAAAGUUUACACGCUGGACGAGGAACAUGAAAGUGCAAACUCGUGUGUAACCGAAUGCAAACAUGAGCGCGCUGAAGAGAAUGCGUGCGAUGAGGGUAGAUUAGAAAUUGAAUAUGAUCUACCACCUUUUGUUGCGGUCGCGCCGCAAAUGGUGGAUCCGAAAUAUGCGAAUAAUAAGCGUGGCUACACACACAGCGCCGAAGACUACGACGACGAGUCAGCGGCUACACAACUGCGCGACGAACUCUACAACUGUCCAAGCAAGAAAGCGCCAACUGAGCUGGGCAAAUCAGUUGAAACGCGAGUCGCAGCCGAGUCGAAUGAGGAUAAUGAAAAUUUGCUGUUCUUUCGCUCACUCUUGCCGUAUAUGAAUCGCUUGGACAUAGUGCAGCAAUUGCGGGUGCGUACGCGGUUUCAGGAAAUUUUAAUGGAGGAAUUGGGCACUAGACACUAGUAAUAAAUACUGGAGAUUUUAAAGAUAUUACACACUAAUGUAACAUAUAUUUAAACUGUACAUAAUAUACAAUUUUUAAAGAAGCCA
Molecule: messenger RNA, 1430 nt
Organism: Bactrocera oleae (olive fruit fly)
Lineage: Eukaryota; Metazoa; Arthropoda; Insecta; Diptera; Tephritidae
Molecular function (GO): DNA binding
Source: RefSeq, a predicted model, not a curated record